Armigeres subalbatus is the source of this 3013-nucleotide messenger RNA. RefSeq lists its product as uncharacterized. Gene Ontology annotation, biological process: sleep; regulation of synaptic transmission, cholinergic; positive regulation of voltage-gated potassium channel activity. NCBI's taxonomy places the organism in Eukaryota, Metazoa, Arthropoda, Insecta, Diptera, Culicidae. The transcript is spliced from 5 exons. The record is from RefSeq and is a predicted model, not a curated record. Bases 423 to 851 code for a protein of 142 amino acids.
CCCCUUUGGCUGACUGGUUCUGCUCACUCACCCCAACCACCCAAGACAGGGACCGCUGCAGCUGUUCCGCUGGAUUCACCACCCGCUGAUUCCGCCCGUCGUGGAAAGAAAGGGAGGGUUCUUUUGGACGGUUAUACAAUUUUCUUCUGCUAGUGAGACGGUUAGUGGUUAUAAGAAAGGGCACGAUUGCUGUGAAUUUUGGCGAGGAUUUAUUGAUUUGCUUUAGUUUUUCGCUAAGCGGCGUGUUGUGGAUCCUCUUGGGCACUAUUAGGGUGCUGCAUUGCGUGGUAGUGGCUGUAGUCGACCUGACCCUCGUUCACACCCCAAUUGAUUAGGGUUCGGAACAGUCGGAAGUGUGUGAAGAUCUUUGAAAAGUAGUACACAAAUUACCCAAGUCACCUUCGGAAAAAGAAUUAUUAGAAAUGGCUGUGCUGCAAUCGAUAAUCCUGGCCAGUGUCCUGCUGCUGUCAUUCGUUGUGCAAAGAGGUGAUGCUAUUCGGUGCUAUGUGUGCAACAGUGCCGACGAUUCAAUGUGCUCGUACGACACCCCACCGGCGGACAUGCAAACGGACUGCGAUUCCUAUAAGGACGGCAACAAGUACACCUUCUGCCGGAAGAUCAUUCAGUCGAUUGAAUUUUCCGUCAAUAACCUUCCACCAGACACCAGAGUAAUCCGUGGCUGCGGAUGGGAUGAAUCGUCCUAUAAGGGCAAAUGCUAUCAGCGUUCUGGCUUCGGAGGUCGUCAGGAGGUCUGUGCCUGUUACGAAGACAACUGCAACGGUGCAUCAUCGGUGCAGGUCACCCUCGGACUGGUGUUGGUCGCCGCACUCGCAUUCUUAGUUCGUGCUUAAUCUCAUUGAGCGAGUGCAACUUGAGAAGAGGGCCACAGUUGUGGGAUCGUCGAUAGCAGCUUUAUUAUUGUAUUUUUAUUUAUCUAUUGGUAGUGCUACGAAAAGAACAGGUAACACCCCCCUGUAUCCAAGUUUUCGGUUUUUGCCAAUUUAUCGCUGUGAUUUUCUCGAAUUCUGUUCUGUUCGGAAAGUGGAAAUAAUGCGACGUAAAAAUUAAAUCAAAUAGUUCGAAUUCUAGGUAUUUUCGAAUUUCUGGAUAACAGUAGCAUAAGACAAAAUGAAUUCAACACGAACCGAGUUCAGUAGUUGAGCUGAAUAAUUAACAUGAAUAUCUGAUCAAUUAGACAGCCAGCGAUAAUGAUCAAGCGAACAAACAUCCAUUGACGAAGAAACAAAUACUGUUAAAUAGUAAAUAGAUUUAUUUUUUUAAUUAUAUCGCUACAUAGUAUUGUUAGAGGCUAGGUUCAAAUCACAUCUUUCUGUAAUAGUACUGUAUUUGGAAAUUUUCCAUGGAGGUUGCUGGAUUUGGCUAGUUGAUGAAUGUUCAAACUUGCGGUUGACUCGUCUGACUGAAUUCUGGCGUCGGUUCCGUCCCGAUCAAAUCAAAGCAACCACAUGUGUUCGUUUGGUUAAGAUGGCGUUCGGUCAGAAUGUGUUGUUUGGAAGUUGGCUACACCACAUCGGUAAGAAUUCUAGUCAAGAUCUGGUUCCAUGGAGAGUAAUCUUUUGUAAAUAUUUGUACUCUAGUAUAUGGGCGUUCUGGUUUUAAGUUCAUUAGCGAGCGCAGCGUAGUUAUUAAGAAUACCGAUUCCGAAAUUAUUGAUUAUAAGCAUUUUAUUGAAAACAGUCAACCACUAAAACACCGAAGAAACAAUAAAGUUCAUUAUCGAAAAGCAAAAUAGUUAUUUUAAUUGUCAUUAUUUCCGGAAAUAAGAAUGCUUUGUGUGGAACAGCAAAAUACGAUACAUUGAAGCAGCGCUGCCAGAAAUCGGUUUUAGUCGUGGAACAUGCUAGUCAGAAUUAUGUAUACUGUAUCAAAGACAAAUACUGGUCCGUAGAUUUUACGGGAUGGUACAGAUUAGGGACAAGGAAUUGUCUACUAAAAUCCUUAUAAAUACUAGUAUGCUAAGGAAAUUCGGAUGAAGGGUUUCUACUAGCGGCAAUAGACUGUUAUUAGAAGGAUGAGAAACUUCUAGUCGACAAAAACCUUGUAUGGCCCUCGACAGCAAAGAAGUCAUCACUUCUACCAGUCUAGUACACAUUAUUGAAAAGGAUCUACACCCACAAAUUAAUUCUACCAGUAGAUAGCAAGCACUCCACCAAUUUGAGCUGUCUUUUUCACCUAGUUCCAAAUAAUUUGAAUUCCUUCUGUUUAGCCCGUAGAGAAAAUUCCCUACCAAGAAUCAAAAGAUUAAUUAUAUUUUAUCAGAUGUGUUUGUUUUGGAAGAAAACCAAGAAAAAGUGGUAGAGUUUUAAUAUUUAAAUAGUGUUACGUAAGAAAACAAAUAUUUAAAAAAUAAACGAAACAAUAUACUGCUUUAUACGCUGAUAAAAUCGAACUAUUAAUGAUACAAUGUUAGAGAUAAACAAAAGAAUUGUUUUCAGAUGAAAUCAUAAAGAUUACGAUUACGAACAUGUAGAAUUAAGCAAAAAUAAUAACAAAAAUAAGAACGAUAGAAAACCACUCCGAUGUUGACUCAUUUUCUGAUUUAUUUUCCAUUGAUCCAGUUACGGCCGAUAGCUGUCUUGAAGGGUUGUUCAGCUGUAACGAUCCAGCAAAGACAUAAAUAGGCCAACAAAAAUUUCUCCAUUUUCCAUGGGCUGGGUACAUCGCUAAAUGCUCAGCUCAAGUCAUCCAUUCGGCCUAUUCCAAUAUUAAGUAAUCUUUACUACAAAUCAAACGUUUGCGUCAAAUGUUUCUCGUUCACUAAACCCUGGACCUAAAGAUAAUAAAUGGAAAGUAAAGGAACAAAUUAAGCUGCCAGCGAUCAAUGGAUGUAAGGUAUUUCAAAAAGAGUUUCAUUCCAGGGAAAUAUUUUUCAUGAAAUCGCAUAAAUUUCAAACAAACAAACCAAGCUGAAAACUAAUGACAAAGAUUACAACAGGAACGGAACCAUAUAGGAAAUAAAUGGAAACAUUUGGCUUUUAGUUCUUCGACAAAA